Messenger RNA from Eruca vesicaria subsp. sativa (arugula), 2957 nucleotides. NCBI's taxonomy places the organism in Eukaryota, Viridiplantae, Streptophyta, Magnoliopsida, Brassicales, Brassicaceae. The record is from the annotation of a GenBank genome assembly.
GCACUUUCUAGCUCUCUCUCCCUAUUUCCUCUCCCUCCUCUCAUCUCAUCUCUUCUCUUCCCAAACCACUUUCUCCAAUGGCGUUUCCACUAAAUCUAAUCAUCCUCUCCUCCCUUCUCCCCCUCCUCUCCGCAACUUUCACUCCACAAGACAACUACCUCCUCAACUGCGGCUCCAACACCAACACCUCCUUCUUCUCCACCCGCUCCUUCCUCUCCGACUCCUCCUCAUCCUUCCUCUCCACCGAUCGAUCCAUCUCUCUCUCCAACCCAAACCCACCUCCAAACUCCCCCUCUCUAUACAACACAGCUCGUAUCUUCCUCACCAAAUCACCCUCAUACAAACUCCACCUCACCAGCAACACCACUCACUUCCUCCGUCUCCACUUCUCCCCAUUCAAAGCUCCAAACUUUAACUUAAAAACAGCGAAAUUCUCAGUUUUGGUGAACGCCUUCCCUCUCUUAAACACCUUCUCCACCAACUCCGUCGUCGUGAAAGAGUUUAUACUCAAAAUUGACUCCCCUGUUCUCGAGAUUACGUUCCUCCCUUCAAACUUCGCCUUUGUCAACGCUAUAGAAGUCUUCUCAGCGCCUAAAGAUUACAUAAUCGAUCAGGGGACGAAGCGUGUUGUCCCGGACUCAACUCAAAUCUUUAGCAACUUGUCUUCCCAAGUUCUUGAGACGGUUCACAGAAUCAACGUCGGUGGUUUGAAGUUGACUCCGUUUAAUGAUUCUUUGUGGAGGACUUGGCUUGUAGACGAUGACUAUCUUUUACUUAAAGGAGCUGCUAAGCGUGCGUGGACUACUCACACUCCGAAUUAUCAGAGCGGUGGGGCGAGUAGGGAGAUAGCUCCUGACAAUGUUUAUAUGACUGCUCGGGAGAUGAAUAGAGAUAACCAGGAGUUGCAGGCGAGGUUUAAUAUUAGCUGGGAGUUUCCUGUUGGUGGUGGCAGACGUGUUCUUCAUUUGGUUCGGUUGCAUUUUUGUGACAUUGUUAGCUCUUCGCUUAAUCAGCUUUACUUCAAUGUGUUUAUCAAUGAUUUGCUUGCGUAUAGAGAUGUUGAUCUCUCUGCGUUGAACUUCCAUGUGCUUGCGUCUCCGUUUUAUGUUGACUUUGUUGCUGAGUCUGAUGGUGAGGGAAGGGUGAGGAUUAGUGUUGGACCAUCUGAUCUUAGUAAUCCCGCGAGGGUUAAUGCUAUAUUGAAUGGAGUGGAGAUUAUGAGGGUUGUGAGUUCUGUGAGUUCUAAAAAGGGAUUUGGUAAGAAGAAUGUGGUGUGGAUUGUUGCUGGCUCGGUGUUGGGAAGUCUUGUGUUCUUGGCUCUGCUAUUCUUGUGUGGUUUGUGGUUUUGCAGAGGUAAGAAGAGUAAAACGAAGAGGUCAGAGAGCACAGGGUGGACUCCUUUGAGGAGGUUUAGAAACAGUUCCAUCAGUAGAACAACUGAAGGAACUGUUAGCUCUAAUGGUUACCAGACUCUGAGAAUCUCUUUCGCUGAGAUACAAUCCGGAACUAAUAACUUUGACAAGAGUUUAGUCAUAGGAGUUGGAGGAUUUGGGAUGGUCUUUAAAGGGUCUCUCAAGGACAACACUAAAGUAGCUGUGAAGAGAGGCGUCCCUGGUUCAAGACAGGGGUUACCAGAGUUUCUCUCUGAGAUAACCAUUCUCUCUAAGAUCCGUCAUCGACAUCUCGUUUCCCUUGUUGGAUACUGUGAAGAACAAUCUGAAAUGAUUCUUGUGUAUGAGUACAUGGACAAAGGACCGCUCAAGAGUCACUUAUACGGUUCCAACAACCCUCCUUUGACUUGGAAACAACGGCUUGAGGUAUGCAUUGGUGCUGCAAGAGGUCUUCAUUACCUUCACACCGGUUCUUCACAAGGAAUCAUCCACCGUGAUAUCAAAUCCACCAAUAUAUUACUAGAUAACAACUAUGUAGCCAAAGUUGCAGAUUUUGGACUGUCGAGAUCAGGUCCUUGUCUUGAUGAGACUCAUGUGAGCACAGGGGUGAAAGGAAGCUUUGGUUAUCUUGAUCCUGAGUACUUCAGGAGACAACAGCUUACUGAUAAGUCAGAUGUUUAUUCAUUUGGAGUUGUUUUGUUUGAAGUUCUCUGCGCUAGACCAGCUGUUGACCCGUUGCUUGUAAGGGAGCAAGUGAACUUAGCUGAGUGGGCUAUUAAGUGGCAAAAGAAAGGAAUGCUUCAUCAAAUCGUGGAUAAAAACAUUGCUGAUCAGAUCAAACCGUGCUCGUUGAAGAAGUUUGCGGAAACUGCAGAGAAAUGCUGUGCUGAUUACGGCGUGGAUAGACCGACCAUAGGUGAUGUUCUGUGGAACUUAGAACAUGUGCUCCAGCUUCAAGAAUCUGGACCAUUGGAUGACAACACUGACGCAGCAGCUCAUGUAGACGCUACUGGCUCGGGGACGAGGGAAAGGCAAGGUCCGUCUAGUGACUCGAACACAGAGAUGGACAAUGGAGAUGAAACUUCAGGCAUACUCAAUAGUAGUCAAGUUUUCUCUCAGCUAAUGACCAACGCUGGCAGAUAAACAAGUCACUGCUUUAUAGAGUGUUCAUAGUCAAUACAUAAACCGGGGAACCAAAGUGGUGUACCGGUAUAUCUCAGAUUGGGUUUGUGUGCGGCAUAAUUCGGUUUGUAUAAUGUGUAGAGUCUCUUGUGUAGUACGGAUGAAGCAAAACUGGUAAUAACCAUCAUACUGCUUGUUUUUUUGUUUGGAUUAGUCUUUUGGGUUGGUUAAUCUUAAACCGGUAUAUGGUUGAGAAAUUAUAAACCGCGCAUCGUCUUUGCUUUAUAGAGUGUUUAUAGUCAAUACAUAAACCGGGAAACCAAAGUGGUGUACCGGUAUCUCAGAUUUGGUUUGUGUGCGGUAUAAUUCGGUUCGCGUAACGUGUAGAGUUGAAUGUAUUGUUCAUUUUGUGUAACUUUUGUAAUACGGAUGAGAAAAACCGGG